This is a messenger RNA of Trifolium pratense (red clover), 2096 nucleotides long. RefSeq names its product zinc finger protein NUTCRACKER. NCBI's taxonomy places the organism in Eukaryota, Viridiplantae, Streptophyta, Magnoliopsida, Fabales, Fabaceae. Gene Ontology annotation, cellular component: nucleus. The transcript is spliced from 3 exons. The record is from RefSeq and is a predicted model, not a curated record. Gene Ontology annotation, molecular function: DNA-binding transcription factor activity. Bases 508 to 1944 code for a protein of 478 amino acids.
UCAUCAUAUGUGUCAUCAUACACCUUUGCUUCUUCACCUCCCCUCUCCCUCCCAGUCCCUCCUCCUUUAUCUCUCUCUUUCUCCUUUAACUUUUCACCGCCUCCAACAGCAUCUUCCAUUUUUUUAUUCUACCUCAAAAGUAGUUAAUUAUUAAAUCAAAUAUAAAAUAAAACAUUAUUCAUAUCAAGAGAGAGAGAGAGAGAGAGAGAGAGAGAGAGAGAGAGAGAGAGAGAAAGAGAGAGAGAGAGAGAGAGAGAGAGAGAGAGAGAGAGAGAGAGAAAGAAAGAGAUCCCAUCUUGUUGCAUAUAUCAUGACUUCCUCUUGUUUAGGGUUGAAGCCAUAUAUAACUAACAAGCCUAACAUAUCUUCCCAUAUUCUCUAAGCCUAAGUUUUAUUUUCACUUAAUUUCAAACAUUAAAUUUUCAUCACAUAAUCACACUACUUAAGUACUCUUUUGUUAGUUUCUUAUUCUAAACUUGAAUCAAAGAAACAAACAUUAAUCUUAAGAUGCUAAAAAAGAUGGAUGAAGUAGAAAUCACAAAUGGUAAUAAUUUCCCUCAAAAUCCAACAACUAGUGCUUCUAAUAAUCCUCCUACUUUGAAGAGAAAAAGAAACCUCCCAGGAAAUCCAGAUCCUGAAGCAGAAGUUAUAGCUUUAUCACCAAAGACUCUUAUGGCUACAAACAGAUUCUUGUGUGAAACAUGUGGGAAAGGUUUUCAAAGAGAUCAAAACUUACAACUCCAUAGACGCGGACAUAAUCUUCCAUGGAAGCUUAAGCAGAGAACAAAUAAAGAAAUAAAGAAGAGAGUUUAUGUUUGUCCUGAGAAGAGUUGUGUUCAUCAUGAUCCUUCAAGGGCACUUGGUGACUUAACUGGGAUAAAAAAGCACUUUUGUAGAAAGCACGGUGAAAAGAAGUGGAAGUGUGAGAAGUGCUCAAAACGUUAUGCUGUUCAGUCAGAUUGGAAAGCUCAUUCAAAAACCUGUGGUACUAGAGAAUACAAAUGUGACUGUGGAACUAUCUUUUCAAGGAGAGACAGUUUCAUAACUCAUAGAGCCUUCUGUGAUGCAUUAGCAGAAGAAACAGCAAGAGUAAGUGCAGCAUCAGAAAUAAACAACUCAUUAUUAAGGGGUAACAUUGGUAAUUACAACAUAAUGGGAACAACAACAUCCUUAAUCCCUACCAACAUGAUGUCAAACCAUUUUUCAUCAAUUUUCAAACCAAUUGCAACUCCUCCUCCUGAUCAUCAUCAUCAUGAAUCAAUCAAUCAAACUAGAGGACUCUCCCUUUGGAUGAAUCAAAAUCAAACAUCUCAUGAAACAAUGGUCACCACCAAUGGAAAUUCUAAUUUGCAUGAGAUUCAUCAACAACAACAACAACAUGACACAUCAUCAAGAGGAUUAAUAUAUGAUAAUCCAAACUCAAAUAAUUAUCAGCUUAAUUGGGUUUUUGGUAAUAAAUUUUCCUCUAAUUGCAAUCAAGAAUUAAUUACUAGUACUACAACUUCACUUCCACUAGGAAACAUUAAUGUUAAUAUUAAGGAUGUUACAAGCCAACAAAUUUCUUCUCCAUUGUAUAGCUCACAACAUCAAAUACAAUCACAUCAAACAUCAUCAGCAAACAUGUCAGCAACAGCUUUGUUACAAAAAGCUGCUCAAAUUGGAUCAGCCUCAAGUGACACAUCAUUCCUUGGAAGUUUAGGUUUGAAAUGCAGUAAUAAUAAUAACAUUGGUGGUAAUUCUGGUAUGCAUGGUACAACAAGUUCAUUACUCAUUAGUCUUGCCAAUGAGGAAGAUCAUAACACUGCAUGUGAUUUUACACAAAUGCAACCUUCUAAACGUAGACAUGUGCAAAGUGAUGAGAAUGGUGGAGGGCAUACUAGGGAUUUUCUUGGUGUUGGUGUGCAAACCAUUUGUCACCCUUCAUCAAUCAAUGGAUGGAUUUGAUUUUACCAUCAUUAUCAUGUAUAUAUAUCUACUUAUGAAUUAUGAUCCUCUUUUCUUCUUUUUUUUUUUAUCUUCAAAUUCAUAUUAUCUACAAUCAUGUUCUUGCAUUCACGCAUUCAGGAUAUGACCUAUGACCGACCAAUAUUUACUUA